Molecule: messenger RNA, 2004 nt
Organism: Lampris incognitus (smalleye Pacific opah)
Lineage: Eukaryota; Metazoa; Chordata; Actinopteri; Lampriformes; Lampridae
Gene: rhbdl3
Product: rhomboid, veinlet-like 3 (Drosophila)
Exons: 9
Coding region: 159-1382 (407 amino acids)
Cellular component (GO): membrane
Molecular function (GO): serine-type endopeptidase activity; calcium ion binding
Source: RefSeq, a predicted model, not a curated record
AAAUAACCCCCCCCCGCGCUGCGCCCCCCUCCACACCUUUACCCUCUUUUCCUGUCUCUCUGGAGUACACGCGGAGCGGGACCACGGGGCGAUGAGGAGUCCCCGUUAAAAGGAUAUUCUGCUUGUUUGUUUCAUCAACCCGGAGCAGCGGCCGGAGCAUGGCGGGCGGAGCCCGGGAGGUGCCGGUGAACUCCUCGCCCGCGGUGGCGGCCAACGCGGAGGGGGAGGAGAUCGAGGUGUUGGAGAGCACCGACGUUCUGCCCGUGGCAGUGGAGGACCAAUGGAAGUCUCUGUUUGACAAGUACGAUCCAGAGAAUUCAGGCUUCAUCAGCACGGAGCGUUUUAGGGACCUGCUGGCGACCCACGGGUCAGAGCUUGACCCCCACAAACUGGAGGUUCUGCUAGCCCUCGCAGAUGGCAACGCAGAUGGAAAGAUCUGCUACCAAGACUUUGUCAACCUGAUGAGUAACAAGCGCUCAAACAGCUUCCGGAGGGCCAUCCUGCAGGGCAGCAGGCAGCUAAAAGGCUGUUCCCUGAGAGAGGAGGUGGGCCUGGGCUUGUCUCAGCGGCUCGUCCGACACGUCGCCUACGAGACGUUGCCCCGCGAGGUGGAUCGCAAGUGGUACUUCGACAGCUACACCUAUUGCCCCCCGCCGUGGCUCAUCAUCGCUAUCACCAUCGCAGAGGUAGCAGUAUUUAUGUACUAUGGCCUCCAGUUGGACCGCUGGGUUCUCCAGGUUUCCAGUCCAUCUUUCCUGAAGAGCCCCCUGCCUUACCACCCCCAGCUACGAGCCCAAGCCUGGAGGUAUCUCAGCUAUGCCUUCAUGCACACUGGGAUUGAACACUUGAGUCUCAACAUGGCUAUGCAGCUGCUGGUAGGAGUUCCUCUGGAAAUGGUUCAUGGAGCACUGAGGAUUGGGCUGAUAUAUGUGUGUGGCAUUCUAGCAGGAUCGCUUGCAGUGUCAGUCACUGAUGUGACUGCUCCAGUGGUAGGCUCAUCUGGAGGGGUCUACGCCCUGGUCUCGGCACACCUGGCUAACGUUGUAAUGAACUGGUCGGGUAUGAAGUGUCAGUUUAAGUUGUUCCGGAUGGCCAUGGCUUUGGUUUGCAUGAGUGUUGAGUUUGGUCGGGCAGUGUGGCUGCGAUUCUACCCUCCGGCAUUUCCGCCAUGCCCCAACCCCAGCUUUGUGGCCCAUCUCGGUGGGGUAGCAGUGGGGCUGACUCUUGGCGUGGUGGUCCUACAAAACUACGAGCAGCGACUCCAGGAGCAGACCCUGUUUUGGAUCUUCUUCUUUGUCUAUACCCUCUUUGUGCUCUGUGCUGUCUUCUGGAACAUAUUCGCCUACAGUCUGCUGGACGUUCGACUACCUCCACCACCAUGAAAACUUUCUUGGAGGAGGAGGAGACACUGUAAUCCCCCCCUCCCCCUUUCACUCUUUCUCUGUGUGUAUUUGUCCUGUUUCUUGGAUAGAUAAGUAACCUUAAUCCCCGCACUGUCUGGAACUUUCCUCAAUUCCCAUCGUAAGGUCAUCAGAGUCAUCUGACCACCAAUCCCCAACCAAGCCAAGGCCUCUGAAACAGGAGUAUCAGACACACUUACAGACCUUUCUUUCCACCCAUUCCCUCAUUUUUUUUUUUGCUAAACAUUGAGUCUUAACUGUCCAAACCAUCCCACUACACCCAAAUUAACCCUUUCCGCUCCCACUCUCUCAUCUCUGACUGGUGUUUGUCUGUGGUAUGUUUGGCAAUUUGGAUUUUACCUGACAAAGUAUUGUCGGCUAAUGAGGGGUCACGUAUUAAAUGGCAUCAAGCUCCGAUGCCUUUUCGUUCAACCCAAUGGUGCCUAUUCACUGAGAAGUCAGCCUGAUGAAAGUCUGUCUGCACAACCAGCCUUCUUUUAGGCUUCAGUAGUGGAAACUGUUAAGAUGAGCAAUCCUACAGCAGAACAUUUUGAAAUUUGUCUUAGAAAGCUCUUGCUUCAUUUUCAGUAAAUUAAUCAUAGGA